Molecule: messenger RNA, 5359 nt
Organism: Sorghum bicolor (sorghum)
Lineage: Eukaryota; Viridiplantae; Streptophyta; Magnoliopsida; Poales; Poaceae
Product: protein HUA2-LIKE 2
Exons: 12
Coding region: 397-4815 (1472 amino acids)
Biological process (GO): regulation of transcription by RNA polymerase II
Cellular component (GO): nucleus
Molecular function (GO): transcription coregulator activity; double-stranded DNA binding
Source: RefSeq, a predicted model, not a curated record
CCCUCCCUCCCUUCCCCUCUUCCACCGAACUACCAACCCCAGCACAGCGCGAGCGCGAGCGCAGUCGCACGCUCGACGGCUCCAGUAAAAUAAUAAACUACUAAAAAAACGCGCACAUAAUAAUACCGAGAGGAGAACCAAAAAAACAAAAAUCCCCAAAGCUACCUCUCCUGCUCCCCUUCCCCCCUCCCAUGCCUCCGCUCCUCGCCGCCGCCGCCGUCGCCGUUGAGAGAACUAGGACCACGGGCGGGCGGAGCACUGGCUUCCUGCGGACCCGCCGCCGCUCCUCGGGCGCAAGCGCUAGCCGUCGCGGGGUCGCCCUGUGAGCCCUGAUCGGUAGUGGGCGGGGGUCUGGUCGGCGGCGGGCCGGUAGACGGGCGGGGGCCGUGGCGGGCGAUGGCGCCGGCGAAGAGGAAGCGCGCAGCGGCUGCGGCCGCCGCCGCGGCGGCUGCCGCGGCCAAGUGGAAGGUGGGCGACCUCGUGCUCGCCAAGAUGAAGGGCUUCCCGGCCUGGCCGGCUAUGAUUAGUGAACCAGAGCAGUGGAAGAUGCCUUCUACUAAAAAGAAACCGCUGGUUUAUUUCUAUGGUACUAAACAGAUUGCUUUCUGCAAUUAUGCUGAUCUCGAGGCAUUCACUGAAGAGAAAAAAAGAUCUCUACUUGCUAAGCGACAUGGUAAAGGGGCUGAUUUCUUGAGAGCAGUGGAUGAGAUAGUUGAAGUUUAUGAUUCUCUAAGGGAUAAAGGUAAUAACAAGGUUGACUUGGCUGCCGAAGAAGUAAAGCCAGGUGUAGAAAAGUUUGCUGAAAAUAAUAGCUGCAUGGAUACUGAAAAUCUGGUCAGUAGCUCUUAUAUGCACAAUGAUAAAAAGAUAGAAGAUCAUUAUGUCACUACCAGGAGCCGAGACAUGGUCAAUUCUGACAGGCCUUCAGUCACUAUAAUGGGUGACGAGUGCUGUGUUGUAAAUUCUGCCCCUGAGCCUACUGAAAAUGUAUCUGUCCUUGAUGAAAUGAGGGAUAUUUCUUUGCGUACUAAUUCAUUUUCAAAUAAGCAAAGGGAUGCACAGCCACAAAAUUGCUACACACGUAGUAGGGUUCCAUCUCUGCGGAAGUCAAGAAGUUCAGUAAGUGUGGAAUCAAGAAAGGCUCAAGGUUUUGGUAAAUUUUUUGAUCAUACCAAUUUGGCUUCUAUUGAUUUGGUCCCUGGUGAACAUAAGGAGCGUUCCGGUCGUCAUGGGCAUGAGGAUGGCAAAGCUAACUCAGUUUCAGUUUCUACAUCAGAUAAUGUCUGGUUGCAUUCUGGUGGAGGCACUUCCAACCAACCUGUAGCUUUGGGGGCUAGUAACAGCAACAGAAUGUUGAAUCCUCCUGCUAAGGUGGAUAGUACUUGUAACAGUGAAGCAUCUGAAAAUGGAACUUCAGAGACAGAAUUGAAAUCAAAUGGCACAUCAAGUCUACCCAUGAACACAGUUUUCACGAGAAAAAGAAAAUCAGAUAGAAAACCGGUCCCUCAUUAUAAAGAUUGUACAACACCAAAUAAAGAUGAGCAAUUACGUGCUGAGUACAGUGAAACCCUUCCAGAUUCUCCAAAUUCAAAGAAUGAAGUAAGCAAGUCAGAUGGAGAUGAGCACUUGCCAUUGGUCAAAAGGGCAAGGGUCCGAAUGGGAAGGUCUCAGUUGGAGGAUUCACCAGUUGAUGAAAUUGAUGCUUCUAAUAAGAAACCAGAGCUUGCAACAACCUUGGACCAGUGUGAUAGGAAUGGUAAACCUACAAGUCCUGCCAAUGAUUACUCAGCUGAUCAGGUGUCCACAGUCGUAAGUUCUUCUAAUCCGUCCUGCAAAUUUGACACAACUAUCCUGUCAAAGGAAGCUCAUCUUCCUUGGAAGAAUAAAGAAUACCAUCCAAAAAUUUUAGCAUUAGAUGUGGAAGCUGCUUUGCCUCCUUCCAAACGCCUUCAUCGUGCCUUAGAAGCGAUGUCUGCUAAUGUUGCUGAGAAUAUCAAUAAUAUACCUGAAGUGACAGGACCAAAUGAAACAGCUCUAAAUGGCUCUUUGUUGACAGCAAACAGCCAUUGUAAUAAAUCUGCAGAUGCAGUAGUCACAGUAUCCAACAAACCUGUAAUAGUUCAAAGCCCUGAACCUUCUUUAGACACACAGUUAGUGCAUAACCCAUCGGGCAAAUGUACCUCAGAAUUGAUUUUACAAAAUAACACCAUUCCUGAUUCUGCUUCAGUUCCUUCAAGAGAAAAUGAUUCCCGUGAAGAAACCCUCAUGGAUACUAAAAUGGCCAAUGGUUCUUGGGUUUGUAGUGAACUAGAUAAUGAUUCCUGUGGGAAAACUUCAUCCCUUUGUACGAAAUUGAAUCGGCCUACACUUGAUGUUACCCAAGCCACAUCUGUACCUGACCGGUUGUCUUCGUCUUUGGAGAAAGCCAGUGAAAAUGUGGCAGCAAGCGGUAUCAAAGAGACAAAACCAUUUGGCUCAGCUGUUUGUGAUGUUGACAGAAGUGCAGAACCAAUUGACCAUCCAAACAACAAUGUGAUGAGCAACACUAUACGGCAUAGUGAGACUAUUGUAGUGGAUUCAGUGAACAAUGUGGGGGAUACGGCAAGCAACUCUUCGUUGGCUACUAAAUCAUCCAGUAUACAAUCCGAUGCAGACACCCGGACAUCUGAAGUGCAUACAUUCUCAUCUUUGGCAUUGAAAGAACUGAACCAUAGAAAAAUUAAGGACAGAAGCACUUCUCCAGAUUCAAUGCCAAUGAAAGAACUUAUAGCUGUUGCACAAGCUAGAAGGUUUUCUCGAUCAACUUCCUUUCCAGAUAACUUCCUAAAUGCCAAGUAUAUUCCUGAGACAUCAGUAAAUACACCUCCCAAGGAAGGCUCACACAGGCAGUUGUCACCCUCAAAUCGGAUAAUCAGGUCCACCUCUGGAAAUGAUAAUGUUCAUUCUAGGAGUCCUUUUGAUAAUAUUCAACCGAAGAAAUUAGCAGGGCAUGAUGAAGCCAAUGCAGCACGAAGGUCUUUCAAAGAUUUCCUCAGUACAUUGACAAGAACCAAAGAAAGUAUAUCACGCGCGACACGUCUUGCUAUUGAGUGUGCUAAAUUUGGCAUUGCUGGUGAGGCAAUUGACAUCAUCGUUGAACACCUGGAAAAGGAAUCAAAUUUAUAUAAGAGGGUGGAUCUCUUCUUCCUUGUAGAUUCAAUAACACAAUGCUCCCGCAAUCAGAAGGGUGGAGCUGGAGAUGUAUAUCCCUCUCUCAUUCAGGCAGUUCUACCUCGAAUUCUCUAUGCUGCUGCACCUCCUGGAAACUCAGCAUGGGAGAACCGAAAGCAAUGUCUCAAGGUUUUGAAACUUUGGCUUGAAAGGAAAACACUUUCAGAAUAUGUCAUCCGUCACCAUAUUAGAGAAAUUGAGACUAUCAAUGAGGCAUCAUUUGGAAGUUCUCGCCGUCCUUCAAGAACAGAGAGAGCUCUAAAUGACCCUUUGCGUGACAAUGAAGGAAUGCUUGUUGAUGAGUAUGGGAGCAAUGCUGGUUUUCAGCUACCCAACUUAAUUUGUACAAAAGUACUUGAAGAAGAGGAAGAAAGCUCUUCUGAAGAUAGGAGCUUGAGCUUUGAAGCUGUUACACCUGAACAGGAUGCCCCAUAUAAUGAUGACAAUGAAGAAUCUCAAAUGCCUGUUGAGAAGCAUCACCACAUUCUUGAAGAGGUUGAUGGCGAGCUUGAGAUGGAGGAUGUAGCUCCACCAUCUGAUAUUGAAGCAACCACCAAAUGCCAAGCAGAGCAAAGUGACACCAAUUGUGCACCAUCUGACCAACGGCCUUCAGAUGUCGGCCCUCCACUUCCUGUGGACCGGCCUCCGUCACCUCCGCCGUUGCCAUCAUCUCCUCCACCUGUGCCACCUCCUCCACCUGCCCCUGUUCCUCAGAGUGCGCAGAUGCAGCCUAAAUUACAAAUGGCAUCUGAUCCCAUUGGGCCGCAUCCUCCAAGAGCUACAUAUAAUGUUCAAAGUCAACAACCUCAUUCUAUUGCAGAGCGCCCCGGUAACAUGAAUUCUUCUGUCACAUCAUUGCCGCCCCCACCUUUUAAUAAUUCGGGAUAUGGAGGACAACCAAAUCAGAUACCACCUCCCCCACCAAUGGCACCACUCAAUCCUCCUGGUCCCCAUGGCAGUUUCCCUGCUCCCCCAGCACCAUACCAUGGGAAUAACUAUCAUCGGCCUCCAUCCACAUCAAUGCCUAAUGAGGGAUAUCAUCUGCAACCACCACCCCCUCCACCGCCUCCAAAUCAAUUCCCUUCUGUGCCACCAGAACACCAACAUAGGCCGCCUCACUGGGGUAAUAACUGUCCACCUUAUCCUGAGAGAUAUCGGCACAAUGGACAUGAUCGAGGUCAUCAUAGACAUGAUAGAAGGCAUCAUGGGCAUGACAGACAACACCAUUAUGAUGAUAGAGGAUACCACUACGAUGAUAGAGGAUAUCACUAUGAUGAUAGAGGCCAUUACUUUGAUGAUAGAAGACAUCAUUUUGAUGACAGAGGACAUCACUUUGAUGAGAGAGCUAUUAGGGGGCCAAUGCACAAUGAGGGUGCUGACAGGGGAAGAUAUCCUUUUCCUCCAGGACCUCCUCCGAUUCCUGACCAUUUUGAAGCUCCUCCAGCCCCAAUGCACUAUGGGCGACCAUCAGAUCCUCCACCAGGGCCUUGUGCAGGCUGGUCUAGGCCACCUAGGAUAUCUAAUAACUAUUCUCCCACAAGACAUUCUAUGGAGCCUCCAGUUUCACAUGCAGCUGGAGGGCAUGGUGGAUGGAGACCUAGAUAACCUUUUGUAAUACUGAAGUGGUGCUGAUGCUUUUCUUAGUCUUGGGGGGGUUUAACCUGGGAGAGUCUGGUGUCUCUGCUUCAGAUUGAAGGCACAAACGGAACACUCCAGGAAAGUGGGAGCUGGUACCUGCCUCCUUGUACAUAUGUAUCUCAAGGAUUCUUUGGCAGUCGGUCUGCCUGAAGUGCUGUUGUAUCCUAGGGGUAGACUGCGCGACCACACGCAGAGCUGAGUUGUAGGGAUAGGAUGUCUUUUAUCAACCGAUUGUAGUCUUAGAUUGUAUUUGAUUUCAUUGCUGAUGUCCAUUCCUGAAUUCCUCCUGGCCUCAGACGACAGCCAGCUGCUCUGAUGACUUGCUGAAACUGUUUGAGUACAGCGUACAUAUAAGCCCAAAAAGAGUGAAAUACAAAUCAUUUUGCACCUGCUGGUGACCUGUUCAAUCACUCAGUCCUUGCAUCUAGACGGUUUCAGCUUUGAUGUUCACUUCUUUUCAACCCUUUUUUUGUAUAUGUAUAUAUAGAGCAAGUACAUAUGGCGAAACUAA